This is a messenger RNA of Engraulis encrasicolus (European anchovy), 1720 nucleotides long. RefSeq names its product interleukin enhancer binding factor 2 (gene ilf2). The transcript is spliced from 15 exons. The coding region runs from base 133 to 1296 and encodes 387 amino acids. Gene Ontology annotation, biological process: positive regulation of DNA-templated transcription. Gene Ontology annotation, molecular function: DNA binding; double-stranded RNA binding. Gene Ontology annotation, cellular component: catalytic step 2 spliceosome. NCBI's taxonomy places the organism in Eukaryota, Metazoa, Chordata, Actinopteri, Clupeiformes, Engraulidae. The record is from RefSeq and is a predicted model, not a curated record.
AUAAGUUCCGUUGUUGUCGCACAACACAUUGGAAGUGGCCGCCUGCUUGUGUGAAUGAAUUGGACAACCGGCUAAGCAAGCUGGUUAUUUCUCUUCAAUUUUCUUCUUCAGGCAGUCAAGACGUCUUACGCAAUGAGAGGUGAUCGGGGCAGAGGCCGUGGUGGCCGGUUCGGGUCCAGAGGUGGUCUGGUGCAGGGGUAUCGUCCCUUUGUUCCGCACAUUCCCUUCGACUUCUAUGUGUGUGAGAUGGCGUUUCCACGGGUGAAGCCGGCCCCAGAUGAGACCUCCUUCAGCGAGUGUCUCCUCAAGAGGAACCAGGACCUCAGCCCCACACCUGCUGAACAGUCCUCCAUCUUGUCUCUGGUCACCAAGAUCAACAACGUCAUCGACAACCUCAUCGUUGCCCCCGGGACCUUCGAAGUGCAAAUAGAGGAGGUGCGGCAGGUGGGCUCCUAUAAGAAGGGGACCAUGACGACGGGUCAUAACGUGGCAGACCUGGUGGUCAUCCUCAAGAUACUGCCCACACUGGAGGCAGUGGCAGCGCUGGGCAACAAAGUGGUGGAGACGUUGCGCACACAGGACCCCGCAGAGGUGCUCUCCAUGUUGACCAAUGAGACUGGGUUUGAGAUCAGCUCGGCUGAUGCUACAGUCAAGAUCCUCAUCACAACCGUGCCCCCCAACCUGCGCAAGCUGGACCCAGAGCUGCACUUGGACAUCAAGGUGCUGCAGAGUGCCCUGGCUGCUAUCCGCCAUGCUCGCUGGUUUGAGGAGAACGCUUCCCAGUCCACUGUAAAGGUUCUGAUCCGGUUGCUGAAGGACCUGCGUGUGCGUUUCCCAGGCUUUGAACCCCUCACCCCAUGGAUCCUGGACCUGCUGGGUCACUCUGCAGUGAUGAACAACCCCUCCAGACAGCCCCUUCCCCUCAACGUGGCAUACAGGCGUUGUCUGCAGAUGUUGGCUGCAGGCCUCUUCCUGCCCGGCUCCGUGGGCAUCACUGACCCUUGCGAGAGCGGAAACUUCCGGGUGCACACCGUCAUGACCCUGGAGCAACAGGACAUGGUGUGUUUCACGGCCCAGACACUGGUGCGCGUGCUGUCUCAUGGAGGAUACCGCAAGAUCCUGGGACUGGAGGGAGACGCCAGCUACCUGUCCACGGAGAUGUCCACGUGGGAGGGCGUGAUCGUGACUCCGUCUGAGAAGGCAUACGAGAAGCCCCCGGAGAGGAAGGAGGAGGAAGAGGAGGCACUGGAGGAGGGAGGGGAGGCCGAGGACGAGAGCAUGGAGACUCAGGAGUGAAGAUGAUCCUUUAUAUGUGACCCAGAAAUCAUUUUAUUUGGCAGCCAUUUUUUUUAUUUAAAGAGGUGCUCUGUUUAUCCGGAAACCUGCCCUUACCCUCACCCCCACAAAUGUCUUCACCCAAUCCGAGCGAAGGGCCUUGGGCAAAGGCUUGAUCAUGAUUGGUUCCUUUUGGUUGGUCCUUUUUGUAUCCCCUCAGGCUCGGAAGUAGAGGUGUAUAAAGUAGAUGUAGAAGUACUGUUAGGGGUGUAACUGCAACACUAACAGUAUGAAGUUACAUAGGUGCAACUACUAGUGUUGCAAUUCUACUUUACACUAUUUUGUACUCCUCUACUCAGAAGAGGCCAGGGUGUGUUUGCCCCAAUGUGAUGUGUACAAGUAUUUUUUUUGUUUUUACUCGAUAUUAAACUUUUUAUUACAUCUA